Mytilinidion resinicola is the source of this 462-nucleotide messenger RNA. Its product is annotated as cytochrome P450. The transcript has 2 exons. NCBI's taxonomy places the organism in Eukaryota, Fungi, Ascomycota, Dothideomycetes, Mytilinidiales, Mytilinidiaceae. The coding region runs from base 1 to 462 and encodes 153 amino acids. Gene Ontology annotation, molecular function: monooxygenase activity; heme binding; oxidoreductase activity, acting on paired donors, with incorporation or reduction of molecular oxygen. The record is from RefSeq and is a predicted model, not a curated record.
AUGAUCGAUAAUCUCGCUAUCCCUCUCGUCACAUUUCUAGUGGUGCCUCUCCUAUACUAUGGAUUCAAACUGCUCCGCGUUGGCCGCAGAGACCCUCGCCUUCCACCUGGCCCUCCCACAAUCCCCAUUUUAGGCAAUGCGCAUCUGAUUCCCAAGACUGGAAUCGCCCUCAAGUUCCAUGAAUGGGCCCAAAAGUAUGGCAGCAUGUACUGCCUCAAGGUGUUCAAUUCAAACAUCAUCGUGAUCUCGGACCCUCAGAUCGUUGGCCAGUUGCUCGACAAACGCGGCGUCAUAUACUCGGACCGGCCGGAAAAUAAGGCGGCAAUGUUUAUUACAAACGGCCACCACUUCUCGUUUGAGCAGCAGAGUCCGUCGUGGAAGCACAAGCGCGCCAUCGCAGUGAGACACUUCAGCCCGCAAAAGCUCGACACACAUCACUUCAAGGUGCAAGAAGCGGAGUAA